AUGUCAUUUUCUAUUAUUGGUUGGUUGGACAUUUGGAGGUUACUGGAUAUGGAUGGUGCGGUUCAAUGCGAGAUCAUAUACAAAGUGACGGUUGUUUGCCUUCUCAAUUCGAUUUGGAAAGCUCGGAAUAUGGUUAGAUUUAAUGAUACUUUAAUUUCUUUCUCAUCUUCGAUUUCUUCUAUUAUGGCUACUGUCUUUUCUGCUGGAAAUGCGGUGAGUAUUGACUCGUAUAUUGGUAUAGAGGACUUCGUGAUCCUCAAGAAUUUUAAGGUUAGUAUCCGGUCUCUAAGAGCCCCCAAUAAUCGGGAGGUGUUAUGGCAGCCCCUUCCUAGGGGUUGGUUUAAGCUAAAUUGUGACGGUGCUGCAACUUCCAUUUCUUCAGUUUGUGGGGGUCUUGCUAGAGAUGUUGAUGGUUGUUUUGUUGGCGCUUUGGCGUCUUUUUUAGAUACUUCUAAUUCUUUCAUUGCCGAACUCACGGGUGCUAUGCAAGCAAUUGAGUUAGCUCAUGAGAAGAAUUGA
Vicia villosa (hairy vetch) is the source of this 519-nucleotide messenger RNA. RefSeq lists its product as uncharacterized. The record is from RefSeq and is a predicted model, not a curated record. The transcript has a single exon. The coding region runs from base 1 to 519 and encodes 172 amino acids. Lineage: Eukaryota; Viridiplantae; Streptophyta; Magnoliopsida; Fabales; Fabaceae.